GAUUGGUUGGUGUUGAUAUGGUGGAAAUUAGCCUCUUAACGAGAUGAACAAAGAAGUUUGCAAAUACUUUUAACAGUUACUAAAACGUGUAGUUCAUAAAUUCUUGUCAACUGCUGGCAUUUAUGGAUGAUGUAGUGUUGAGAUGCUGUUUAUUGGAUAACAAGAAUUGCGCAACACCAUGCAGGACUCUGCAACUGAAACUGCCGAUAUUGCAGUAGCUACUGAAACAGACUUGCUAGGACCAUGUGAACCAGGAACCAGUGUGACUCUAGAGGGAAUAGUAUGGCGAGAGUCAGAAAAUGGAGUCCUAGUUGUCAAUGUGACGUGGCGGGACAAGACAUAUGUGGGAACACUUCUGGAUGCCACACGGCAUGACUGGGCACCACCCAGGUUCAACUGCGAGUCACCGUCCAUCGAGCUGGAUAUGCGAACACCGAAGGGGCGCGGGAAAAGACGAGCAGCAGCCUGCACCCCGGUACAAGAUGCGCGCACGCUGAGAAAGGGCCGCAGAGGGAGCAGUGUCUCCUCAACAUUCACUGCCCCACCUAGCCCUGCGAAGUCAGAAUCAUCUGUUGGGAUUGGUAUGAAAAGAAAGGGACGCCAUCAGGAUGGGGAUUUACCAUUGGUCGAUUAUAGGUGUUCAAAACGUAGCCGAUCAGGUUCACAGGUUUCCGUAGCAAACUCUGAGGUCACGCUAAGUGAUAGUAGUGGACGAGUGGAAUGCCCGGAAGCAAACUGUAACAAAAAGUUUAAGAAUGUAACUGCUUUGAAUUACCACAAGUCUCACAAUCAUUCCGCUUUAUUUAAUGACGGACAAGACGAUAUGGAGGAAUGUAAUGAAGUUCCAAUGAACGAUUGUAAGAAAGAAAUACUGGAGAAAGAUAAUGAACGUGCUAGUGAAAGUUUGAAUAAUGACGAUGAUAAAGGUGCUGUGAAUGAAAAUGAUGCAAUGGAUGUGAUAGAAAAGAAAAAUGGUGACUAUGCAAUUAUAAGUGAACAAUCAGUUGAUAACACUCGUUCAUCAAAAGAAAAUUGUGAAAGCAGUGGUUUGAAAUCGACUAUUGAGCCGUUGUGUUCAAGUCAAGUUUCAGGAAGAAAUGUUACAAGUGCAUUAUCAAUAACAACGUCAUGUUCAUUCCCAUCAUUAGAGUCCCAUUCAUUAUCACGUGAAGUAAGCAGUGCAGUACCUCAGGGAGAAAUAUUUGUAUCAAAGUUGAAACAAGACUCAACCAUAACUGUGACUGAAGAUUUGGGAAAAUUAAAUAAACCGGAUCGUGCAAAAGCUAGUGCUCUGCCGCAGGCAGAAUCGUCAGCUGUUCAGAUGACACAUUCCAAUACAUCUAUUUUGUCUCUGCCUCAAAUGCCCUCAUCUGACAAGACCGUUCCGAAGGGGUCAAAGGGGUUGGGAAAUGAAGACCAUAUCAAUUCUAGCCGGGCUGACCCAAACAAGGAUGCAAAACGUGGGCAGAAAAGCAAGCCAAGCAAUAGUGUACAGCGUACCCUCGCUCAAGUCAAUCCAAUCGAGAAUAAACCUGAACGAACAGGUGUUAUCAGAACAAACCCUUUACAGAUUUCUAGCACACAAAGUGACAAUAGUUCAAAAGAGAUCAGUAAAGUUAUUACUUCGUCUAAACCAAGUCCAAAGAAUGGAGAUCUCUUUCAGUAUUCGGACAAUGCUCAAAAUUGCUCACCUCAGUCCAGAUCGGAUGACACCAGUGUAUCGGACGAUGUUCAGAGUCCCGCUUACUCAGAUAUUUCCGAUGCUAACGAUGCAGCUUCCCCUGCGAUGCCUUCCGAAGCUUGCCAAAUUAAACUGAAAGAAGAAACAAAUUUAUGCAAAAAGAGCGAGCAUGGUAGAUUGGACAAUCCCACUCUUUCAGAUACCCACAUGAUGCAGCAUUUUGGAAUGUUUUAUGGAAUGAAUUAUAAGCCUCCAUCGUUUAGGUCCAGUAGUUACAAAUCGGACCAAAAAUCUCCCCAGCCCACCUCAGGAAGUGCUGAUACAGUAUUAUCUCACAAUAAAAAUCAAGAAGCAAACAAGUGUAAUGAGUCUUUAGAGGGUCACGUCAAUAAAGAAACUGAAAAGGAUGAUAAAUCUGUGAAGGAAAAGGGUGAAUACCUGCAAAAAGAUGUGCAGUUUCCGUCACAUUCGGGUGCACUUUCUUCUAACAUUGCCCCUGAACAUAGGCAGGACUAUCCAGUUAUGUAUCAGCACAGUUUGUAUAAUAUGCCGUCUUUACCCCAGUACCCGUAUGGUCCAAAUGGUUACUUCCAAUCUGGAAUGGAUCAAAAUUUCCUGGGUCCAUUGAGUGGCGAACAGAAGUCGUCACAUGAAGAACAUGCAAAAAAGGAUGGAGGUAAUACUCCAGGAAAUAAGAAAGUGUCCGCUACAAAUUCGGGAAACAAAUCUAUGCAAGACAAUUCACGUGUAGUGGAAGGUAGUGUCACUCCAAGUGAGGGAGCAAUUCCUCACAGCGUAACUCCUGCUAAAGAUGGGAAAAUGAUAGAUCAGAAGUUAAGGGAGAACCAAAGUGAAAAUCGUCAGAUUUUGCAGGAGAAUAUUGAUAUAAAGAACGAAAUGGAGAAGAAACAGGCAGAGGAUGUACGUAGAUUCAAAAUGUAUCAGGAGCAAAAAAUGAUUGAAGAAAGGAAAAAAGACUUGGCUCGAAAAUCCGAGGGUUAUAAACAUGAAAGUGUGUCUUCAAAAGUUCCAGGAACAAAACCGAUAAAUAGUUCAAGUGCAAGGCAUGUAAGUACUUUUAUAAAAUCUGAAAAAGUUUGUGACGAUAACACUACAAACAGGGGACAUUCUUCAACUGAAAAUAAGGAAUCAAAAGAUUCCAGCACUAGGCCUCCCGAAGAAAAAUUAAACACAUCAUCAGAGAAGCAUUUUUCAGAAACUCGUGAGAGUCGUGGUUCGGAUAAGAAGCAUUCUGGAUGUGAAAGUUCAUUACCAACCAGUCCUUGCUCUACGCCUGGCUCUUCCUCAUUUCCUGAUGCCCCAGGGUACGGUUCAUACGGUAACUACAUGUCGUAUCUGCAGAACCCACACCCUUACAUGGGAAUGGGUCCAUCUAACCCGAUGUACAGGAACAACACUAUUAACCCUGUUUUGUUGGGAGGUAAUUACGUAAGCAACCAGUACAUGCUCUCACAAAUGGGCUAUGGACGAAAUGUAGAUCAUAAUAGUGAAAAAGAGACUAAAGAUGGAAGUAUGCACAAAAUUCAUGAACUGUCUGAGAAAGUGGGUCCCAGAUCUCGAAAUUCUUCUCCGGUACCUCAGAAAUCGAGCAAAUUUGAUGCCAACUCUAGCGCGUAUGAUAAACAGAGGGAUUUCAGCAAGUCCCCACCCCCACAGAGACAUGUUCACACGCAUCAUCACACACAUGUGCUGCAGCCGGGACCUGGCCUGCCCCCAGGCACAGCGAUGCAGGGUCCACCUGGAUAUCCGCCGGUUUAUGACCCAUAUAGUGUUUCAGCCUUGUUUGUAAGCCAGUCACAGUCACCCCGUCAAUACCCACCUAAGUAAAUGGGAUUUGAGGAGUCAGAAUGUGGAUUGCAGUUCUGUUCUUCAUGAUCCAGCUGUGGGUUAUGCACCGCUAGAUCAGGCUACAGUUGUACAAGAGACAACGACUAAGAAAUUCAAUGUAGUAAACCUGAUCUUCCGAAGUGAAAGUACAUUCACUGGAAACGGAACUAUUAAAGUAUUCUUCCCCAUGGACAUUUGAUGGGAUUCAGGGCUUUCUAUGAAAUAUAUAUUUUGAAAGUUUUUGUUGAAAGGAAGACAUUUUGUUUUAACAUGUUUUUAGCUCACCAGAGCAAUUUGUUCUCUAUGAUGAGCCAUUCUGAUCAGUCACUGUCAGGUGUCCUCGCCAACAAUUUACUGAAACAAAUUCCUCUCUAAAACUGCAAAGUGGAUACAAAGUUCUGCAGUUCUAACUAAAAGGCUAAAGCCUUUAAACUCAGGUGAGCUACACAGGGCCACUUUGGCUUAAUUGUUUUAAGUCAUGUACUUUUGAUAUAAAUGGAAUUAUAGUUUCAAUUUGAAUUGUAGUAUUAUAUUUAAAAUAGAAAACAAAAUCAUAAUCCUGACUCGUUACUGUAAUAAUUGCAA
Molecule: messenger RNA, 4114 nt
Organism: Dreissena polymorpha
Lineage: Eukaryota; Metazoa; Mollusca; Bivalvia; Myida; Dreissenidae
Product: zinc finger protein 608-like
Exons: 5
Coding region: 179-3529 (1116 amino acids)
Biological process (GO): regulation of transcription by RNA polymerase II
Cellular component (GO): nucleus
Source: RefSeq, a predicted model, not a curated record